This is a messenger RNA of Cryptococcus deneoformans JEC21, 826 nucleotides long. RefSeq names its product 6,7-dimethyl-8-ribityllumazine synthase, putative. Gene Ontology annotation, molecular function: 6,7-dimethyl-8-ribityllumazine synthase activity. Bases 9 to 653 code for a protein of 214 amino acids. The record is from RefSeq and is a predicted model, not a curated record. The transcript has 3 exons. NCBI's taxonomy places the organism in Eukaryota, Fungi, Basidiomycota, Tremellomycetes, Tremellales, Cryptococcaceae. Gene Ontology annotation, cellular component: intracellular anatomical structure; riboflavin synthase complex; mitochondrial intermembrane space. Gene Ontology annotation, biological process: riboflavin biosynthetic process.
CAAUCACCAUGCUCAACACCGUCAAGGGCCUCCCCGCCGCUCCCACCGCCUACGACGGCUCCGGCCUCCGCAUCGCCAUCGUGCACGCCCGCUGGAACGACACCAUCAUCCACGCCCUCCUCGCCGGCGCUCGCGCGACCCUCAGGCAGCAGGGCGUCCGGGACGAGAACAUUGUCGUCAAGACCGUCGCCGGCAGCUACGAGCUCCCGCUGGCGUGCAAAAAGCUCAUCGAGGCCGGCAAGACCCAGUCCGCCAACGCCGCCCCCUCCAUGCUCGCCUCCAGCACCAACCUGCUCUCCCUCAUUGACGGCGCCUCCCAGCCCCAGGCCGCUGGCCAGCCCCAGACGGCGCCCCCGGCCGCAUCCACCGCCCCCUUUGACGCCGUCAUCGCCAUCGGCUGCCUCAUCAAGGGCUCCACCAUGCACUUUGAGUACAUCUGCGAGGCCGUGUCGCAGGGGUUGAUGAACGUCCAGCUCCAGACCGGCACGCCCGUCGUCUUUGGUGUCUUGACAGUCUUGAACGACGAGCAGGCCCUGCUCAGGGCCGGCAUCGGGAGCGGAGAAGACAAGGGACACAACCAUGGCGAGGACUGGGGUCUUGCCGCUGUCGAGCUUGCCGCUCAGUACAAGGAGUGGGAAAAGGGAUUUCUCUAGAACGUAGCGUGCUCAGUCGGGUAGGCGAGUUAGGUAGGCGAUUAGUAGGUAGGCCACUAGUAUGUAGGGAUUAGUAGGUAGGCGAUUAGUAGAUAGGCGAGUAGUAUGGAGAAUAAAGUGAAGAUGCAUCGACGUAGUAUGAUCAACCAUCUCUGCUCUGCCAUGUCCAGAGA